AUGCAGGAGCCCACGUCGAGGGGGGAGUUUGGGCGCAAGACCUACUUUCUGAUGGGUCACUACAUGCCAGCAGGCACUGGCACGCCCGUCAUCUCCGUUGCGCUUGCAGCUGGCCACGGUCACUCCGGGCAGGAUGGCCGACUGGAGCUGUGGUUAGGGAACGACUGCAAGGCUCCAGACAACGAAGAGGAAGUUGCUGAUGGCAAGACCGCAAGCGAGCUGGCACUUGUGAAAGCUGGGGUUUGGAUGCAUGUGGUGGUCUCGAUCCAACACCGCUCCGUCUCUGCAUACUUGCAGGGCGAGAAGGUGGUGGAGGCGAAGCUUCAAGGCCGCAUACAGCUCUCCUCGCUACCGCCUGAACCAUUGCGUGCCGUGUGCUUUGUCGGCUUCCCGCCCCCGGAGUUGCUGAACUACCAGAGUUCCAUCAGCAUCAUGGAAGGUCUCAUUGCCCACAUGACCUACCAUGAUGAGGGCCUGACUAGGAGUCAGGUUUACAACGCCUACUUCAGGUCGCGGCACAUGCUCCCGACGGAGAAAGACAUUCUACCUUUGGAGGAAGCCAACGAGCGCAGUGAGUCCAUUAUGUACCCGUUCCAUCACCAACAACCAUCCCCGCUCAUGUGGCUGGUGAUCUCGGACAAGUGGCAUCAGGUGGACACGGUGCUCUUUGCUGUUCUCAACUCGAAGACCUACUUGCAGCGUCAUGGAAGGGACAAGGGACCUCAAGAGAUGGCACGUUCGCUGCGCAUGGCAGCCAUCCAGCUCCUUAUGAACAUCUUCGAUCUCGAAGCUGUCGUUCCGCAUCGGCUGAGACAGUAUGCCCUGAAUUUCUCCAAUAUGAAAUCAGUGACACAAACGCCCUUUCGCCUCGGGAUUUCUGAGGACAGCUUCACCCUCGAUUUCAAGCUUCGCUUUCGUGGCUAUGCUCUCCUGGAAGAGGGUGCAAAGGUCCAAAGCAUCAUCUCCUGCUUUGCGAAGAAGGGCAGUGCGGACAGGGAUCAGUUCCGCAUCGCGCUGGAGGCCACCGCCGCUCAAAGCUCUGAGGAGUGCAUGCUGGCCGGUGAAGCGACCGGAAAGCCGCAGGCUUGGCACAUCGUGUUCUGCUACAACGGACAGCCAACAAUCCUCCCAGUGCCCCCGAUGGCAGGGGAAUGGCUUCAUUGCGCCAUCAGCUAUGCUGAUGGCCACACAGAGAUGUGCUGCUCUUGGGAUGGAGCUCCUGCGCGGAAGGUUGAGGCAGACUACAGCAAGGUGGAUCAGCGGGUAAGCACCGACGGCUACAUCGGCGUGGAGGUGACCAAGAAGCACAUCAUCAACAACUUGCUGUGUGACAUUCAUUACUUCCGGGCUUGGAAGUCCUCCCCAGGCGUCGAGAAGGUCGUGUCCAGGUACGCAGACGCAGAUGCUCCAGAUCCAAUCCUGUCUUCAGGGGACAACGUUUACACGAUGACCGUGGCGGCUUGCAUCCACGAAGACAAGGGCUACGUACUGGACCUGAUACCGAAAGAUCGGCUGCCUGGAACGAAGGUCAGCGGGAGGAACUUCACGAUGUUUCCGGCAGUGCGUGCCAGGCUUGCCGUCACCUCCGACUACACUGGUGCUAUGCUUUGUUCCGUGCAUCAUGCACCUCGGUACGUGGCGCCUCAUCCAUCCUUGCGUCUAGGGCUGGUUCAGUCGCAAGACGUUGCAGCACGUGCAGCAGCCGAAGCUUCGGAGGCUGGCAAAGCGAAGGCAAAGCCUCCGUCCUACACCGCCAGGGUCGCCGCCGAGAAGUUCGCGUCUGUCCAAAUUCGUGCAUCUGUUCCAGAUGCUGCUGCGAAGGCGGGUGUGCCAGCAGGCCAAGGAUGCUGGGCGUGUUGGCGGCCUUGUUACGAGCAGCAUGCGUCACAGCAGUUCUCUUGGGUGAUCCACCACUCCUCGGAUGUGAACGGCCAGACAAAGCGCGAGCAGUCAUGGGUGGGACUGCUCGAUGAAGCAGGAGGAGAUUUUUACCGUUUCAACUGUUUCGAUCUGGAGGCUACUGCAGAUCCGCGACUGAUGCAGCAAAGCCCGGAUGGCCGCCUGGACCAUGUAGUCGACAAAAAGAAGGCUAUGGCGAAAGCAGCUCUUCGCCGACGUGGGAGUACAGUCGCUUUGCAGGUGGUCAUGGAGCUUCAGACGAGAAUCUGUUGGGUAUCCGUGUUCAUCAAUGACACGAUCAUUGAUGCCCGAAUUCUUCGUCUUCAACAUCGACGUAAACUUCGAUGUGCGGUCUUCGUGGGUUCGCCUGGUCAGCACUUUUCCUCUUUGCCGGUCCUUUUCACGCAAUGCUCGUACGGUCAGCUCCUGUACCAACUGCCGGGGAAGCCACAGGACCGCUUCUCGAAGUUCAACUUUCCGAUGCUCGUGUGGCCAAGCUUCGAGUCAAAUCUUCAAGCUCCCACUCCGGGCGAUCGCACCUCUGUGUAUGCCUGCUACGCGGAGAUGGCCGAGUCAGAGGCCAUUCCUUUCGAGCAUCCUGCGAAUGAUCGGGCUCGUCGACGAGUUCUGGGAAGACUUGCGCAGCCAAAGCUAGAGCUUUCACGCCAAGUUGUCGAGACUGCCACUGCGGGAUGCAUGGUGGAGCGGAGCACUGGCCUUUGUGGCUUUCCUGGAGACAUGUUGCUGCUGGCUUCGCUAAGUGCGGCCGACGAACUGUGGAAGCUGAUUGGCAAAUCAGGCGGAGACUUGGGUAAGGCGGUGCAGUCGAUUUGUGCUCUGCAGCUACAGGGCAGCCGAAAUGAGGUGACCCAAGCUCUCGAGCAGAAGCAGGUGGCCAUGCAAGUUGUCCAAAUUCUGCUGCGGUAUCCUCACACCUACGAUCAAAUGGUGCGUGAGGGCUAUGUUGCUCUUCUGGUACGCGAAGUCUGCGAUCCGCCGCAGCUGGAUGACGCCGAGACAAUCUCGCUUUCAAGUUCGGUCUCUGCCAAAAUCAUGAGAACCAGCCAGCGCUUAGCCACCUGGUCAACAAGGCGAGCAGCUGCUCUGGCUCUUUUCCGGACGAUGCGGCUCAGGAGCAGCCUCCUGUCCGCCAAAGAUGCUCCGGAUCUGAUGGAGACGCUGUCGCAGACCAUGGACAAGCUGGCAGCUGUCAGAGAGGGAUUGGCUGCAAAGCUUCCUGGAGAAGGCCAGGAGUCGAAGCAGGCAGUCGCAAUCGGCUCUCAGGCUGCGGAGGACAAGCAGGUCAUCAUUACAGCCCUAUCUGGUGCCGUGAAUAUCGUGCGGUCCAACCUCUCGAAAUUCUCAGAGGCCCUCGCCAUGAGCCUGCAGGGUGCAGGGGUUCCCACGAGCCUGGAGAGCCAAGACCCGGCCCUGGUUCGCAACAUCCUGCGGACACUGAUCCGGAUGGUGGCCUUUGAAGACUGUCCGACCCGCUUUGUGGAGUCCCAGCACACCUCGUCCGAGCUCAUGCGCCACCCGACAGCGAGAGUGUUCCGCUGCCAUAUUCCAAUGGCCACCACUCUUAGUGUCGAACUGGAUCCCAUUCCGAUUGGGCGCGGUGCUGUCAAGAUCUUCGUGGAAGGUGAGCUUGCAGCGUUGUUCAACAAGACCAUGCAGAUGAAGGUUGGCUCCUCCACACCCACCUACAUUGAGCUUUCCGGUGACAGCUUCGAGUGGCAGUUUAUCUACGAUUUGGACAAGGUGUCAGCUGACAAGGAAGCAGUGCAGCUGGGAACGGGUGGCAGCAUGGAAGCCCUGCAGAAGACCACGGAGGCAAUCACUGAUGAGAACCUCGGCUAUCGCUUGUAUGUCCUCCCGUGCUUUGAAGCCACGACUCUGGAAGAGGUGAAGGAAAAGCGUCAGCUGGUGAUGGAUCAGCAGCUCCUCGUACACCAAAUCGUCAAGCUGCACUCCAAGACCGUGGAUGGUGGCCUAGUGGGUGCUGACAAGGCGCUGCAGGAGGAGAUCGACAGCGCUGUGCUGGUGCUGCUUUCUUACCUGGCACACCUCGGGGAGGAUGAGCCGCACGCAGCCAUCACUUCGGAGGCAGAGAUCUUCUCGCUCAUGUACAAUGUGCUCUUGAGCCGGCCAUCCGUCGCUGAUCUCCGAGAUCCCGCAAAGCGAAUGUCAAUGACGGACGAGCACGUGGCAGCUUCCAGGUUCUACUACGGGCUGUCCCUUUCCGAACAGGGCCGCAGCAAUUUCGUGCAUUAUCAGCAGGCUGUCGAGAAGGUUGUUGAUCUAGCAGCGGAGGAGUCCGCAAACAGCAUCGGAGUUGGUUACGCACCAGGAUCCGUGGUGGAUCCGCAUGAGGUAACCUGCCACGAUCGCGGGUACAUCAUCAAGACCUUGACGAACUUCUCUUGCACUCCCGCUACGUGGACGUUGCCCAACACACUUCUGCUCCUGAGGCCCGACUCCGAAGUCCUCUUUACAGAGUGCGAGUUUGCCCGCGGCAGUACUUCCUGGAGUCUCAGCUUCCACACCUACCUGAACGAAGAAUUCAACAGUCCGGGAAAGGUGGCAUGGAUGGUCUACAAGGGUUUCACGGCGAGUGAUAUCCAGAUGGCCGUUGGAAUCUCAUCUUCAGAGACAUUGGGAAACCGAGCAGGUCUUCACCCUCUCGUCUUGAGGUUCACCCACAAUGCGGCACCCUACCAGUUCGUGAUAAAGACGAAACCCAUGGAAUGCUUCAAGUGGACUCACCUCUGCAUCUGCUUGGACCACUUCGUCCUGAGCCUCGCUGUCAACGGUGAGCUGACGUGGGCAGAGGAGAUCCCGAACGAGAUCCAGCUGAUGUGCUCCUAUGGGACGGCUGACCUUUGCAUCGGGUGCCCGGGCUGGGAGUUUGACCGGGCGGAGAUUCCCCACGCGUGGAUCUACUGCGUUAACAUCUUCGGCUUCAAGUCCCUGGAGCCCAACGAGGCGCUCUUCAACAAGCGCCGCGAGGAGCUCAUCGCCUGGAAGAGUACUCACGAAGAGUUCGAUGAAUCUGAACUUGGGCGAAGCGGUGUGGACCUACUGCCAAAUCCAUUGAGCAUGCCGGUCGCUGUGCGUGCCAGCUUCGACACCCGACAGGUGGUGGCUGCCCGGCAAGGUGUGGAGGUGCUCUGCGAGUUGCUGUCGGGCGGCUCUGAGGCCCAGCGCCGGAGCGCCGUCUUCGCUCUCCGCAACCUGGCUGACCCCGCAGUCACCGCUGGCCUGCGUCGUGUGGUGCACAUGCUCAUGGCCGCACCACCUGGGAGAGAACGCCGCGUGGAGGCAGUCUACCGGCUGUUGCAGACUUGCCAGGAGGCGUCGACGUUUGCCGCUGCGGCAGAGCUGGUCACGAACAUUCUGAACUGGGAGCCCCCUCUCGGCGAGAAAGGUGUCGAGGACAGCAUCCGACUGGAGCUGAUUAGGAAUCUCAUCGCCCCACCGAUCGAUCCAGUCGACCAAAUCGUAGACAAGGCGCGACUAGAAGACCGAGCUCCUCAUGUCACGCAGCGGCUGAUGACCUCGGUCGAAAUCCGCCGCAACGUGGAACUCAUGGCUGAUCCCAAGGCAAAUGCCGUGGAGACCUUCUUCAUGUAUCUUUCAUGUUCGCAGAGCCUCACAGUGACAAGAACCCUGGAGCUGCUGAUUCGGUUGGUUUCUCGAUCAACGAGCGAGAUUCGAAGGACCUGGGCCGAAGACAUGUGCCAGUCUCACCACUUCAAGCGUCUCAUGGAGAUGGUCAUGCAGCAAGGUGACCGGCGAGUGCGGGGCCUUUACGAGACAUUGUUGGGCUUUGUGCUGAAGCAAUGUGACCAGACUCGCCUCAUGGAGACUGUGACUUCCUACUCAGAGGAUGAAAUCUCCGCAGAAGAGCGCUUCUACAUCGGCAAGAUCCUCUACGGGUGCCUGUCCUGUGUGAAAUCCAUGCAGGAGACACGCCCUCUGCUGGCUCCUGCGCUGGCAGAUGCCAUGAAACCAGAGCAUGCGCAGGGCGUGAGCCGCAUUCGAAAGCUGCAGAUUCAAGGGGCGCCUGGAAUUGCUGUGGAGUGCAUACCGCUCCCACCGCUGGUUGGAAAUGUGAGAACGCAGGUCAAACUGUGGCAGCCGGACAAGGAACAGCUCUACCCUGUUUGCAAGAACCCCAACGAGAUCUUCAUCUGGAUCUCGCACAGCGAGUCCGAGCUGGACCAGCCUGUAGAGCGUCGCGAGGUUCCUCCCUGCGUAGUGGUGAUGUGCCACACCCAGCCGAUGCCGAAACGCGGUGAGGAGAUGCGAGAGGAGGUGACCCAGCGCUACGAGGGAACCACGGCAGACAAGAUCCUGUGCAAGAGCCUAGACUUUGCAGAUUCUAUCUACUACCAGGUUCAGUUCAUGGGUGGGCGCGCCAUCCAGCCGUUCGUGGAGCAAGAGGACGCGGAGUUGCUGCAAGACGAGCCACCCCGCGUCGUUCUGAAGCUCCUUUGCACCAACAUGGUCAUGAAGGACAUGACAGAGCAGAAGGUGAAGCUGAAUUGCAAUGCUGCCUUCGCCAUCAUUCCCAACCGAAGCCAGACAGUUGCGGAGUUCAUUUUCAAGCAGGUGGAAGAUAUUGAAGAAGAGCUGCUGCAGGAGCUGGCACAGGCGAAAGGAGAGCAGGACACAGAGGAGGGCACAAAUGACGAGGUCACAGAAGGCAUGGCCCUGCCUGAAGAGAUGGUAAUCCUGCAGCAAGACCCCUCCAAGACGGUCAUGUACCAAGAAGAUGUCUUGCGCUGGGCACGCGCUGCACGGAUCGCUAGGAAGAGUCUUGAGGGUAUCGGCGAUGGAUCAGUUGUCAAUGGCGGACAGGACAUAGAUGCUUCUAAGGACGACAAUGCAGAGGCAGCAGCUGCUGCAGCCCUGCGGGGAUCCAGUUCCUAUGGACGCGUUGCUGAAAAGCUACGACCAAUCCAGCGAUUCUUUGCGCUGUGUUUGGUCGCGAUGACAAAGGCUAGCUUGUCGCGCAUGUCCGAUGCCAGACAGCGGCUCAUUGAGCUAAUGGACUCUCUGGAUUCAUACACUGCGCAGGCCAUUUGUGAGGCCAUUCUGGAGUUGCUGACGAUGCCGAAGAACAUCGGAUUAUUCUCCAAAAGCAGCAUCGACAAAACGCUGAUGAGCAUGGAGCAAACGUUCCAGCAGCCGGAAUCCGCCGAGAGAUCUCUCAUCGCUUUUGCAGACAUCCUCUGGAAGUAUCUGAAGCCGGACUCGCGCCUCGCCGAGGAUGGCUUGAAGGCUUCUGUGCGGAUUGUGCGGCCUCUACUCGAGUUACUCUCCCGACCUGACACGAGCAAGGAGCAGAAGUCGAAGAUUUUUACCAUCAUUCGACAAGGCAUGCGCUUUUCGAUCAUCUCCACCGAUACCUUCACCCAAGGGGUAAUGAGCAAGGGCACCGGCAGCGGCAAAGACAAGCACGGAGCAAGUACGAUGCACCAAGUCCUGCGCCCCAUGGACUCGAGCUUGGAGGCAGUGGGGCAAGAAGAUGCGCGUGACACUGGGGAGCUCUUCUUCGACUUGAACCUGUGCUUCAGUGCAGCAUCCGUGUUGAAGUAUAUCUGCUGCACUACCAGCCCAGAAGAGCAUUCGCAGCUCAUCCAGUUGGAGGUCGUGCCGAAGAUGAUGAGGAUCCUCAGCGUCAUCCGAGACUUCUUGCCAAGGUUUGCCAACUCGAAAGCCAAUUUCAACUACGACAUCCCUGGCUUCUGCACAAAUCCGCAGACCAACACGCUGUACAAAUCAGUCUACCGUUUGCUGCCUUACACAGCGAGCACGCGCCUCUUCCGAGAAAUUUGCGGUUCCAUCUCAAACUGCUGCCAGUGUUUGUCCAAUCUGAUGCAGGACCAGUUUCCGACAACGAACUGCAUUCCACUUAUCCAGAUGUUGGCAUUCGACGAGGGCGAUGGUCUGCGAGACUUGUAUGAUAUGUUGCGGAAUGUCGAGGUUGACAUUGGCAUCAACGACCAGUCGCUUCUCGCGGAUCUGCAUCCUGACAUCACGCUGAUGGUGGAGUCGCUCCGAGCGAUCACGAUGAACUGCAACCGGAAAAUGCGAUCCAGGGUGCUCGAGGUGAUGUACACGGCCUUGCACCCGUAUGGCCCCGUUCUGCCGAAGAUCAACUCCAAGAAGCAGGACAUCAAGGAGCUCAACCAUGAUUACCGGAUCCUCACCUACCUCAAGAACUCGGGGGCUGAAGCAGAUGAGAAGCGUGAGCAUUUCUUCCUCCCAUCCCGGAGCGAAAGGGCAUUCUCCUUCUCAGUCUGGUCUCGAAUGGACAAGGGCAUCUCCACACAGAUUCGCAUCGAGUGGGACUGCUCGUCGUCCUCCGAGUCCACCCUGGACCUGAAGCGGAUGGUUGAAGAGGGAAAAGACGUGCUUCCCAUCGAUGCGUCCUUUCGCAUCGUACGAAAGCAGCAGGACGACCACUUGCGCCUGCGGUAUGAGGAGGUGCGCGAACUGAGGAAUGCAAACAUGCAAAAGCGCCGCCGCGUAUGGAAUUGGACAGACAAAGGAGGUGCCGACACGCCUCCAAGGCCUCUGAAGGACAUGAAAGAGCUCAAAGAGCAGAAAGGCUGGGCCUUCCUAUCCUUCAUCAUGGAGAUCGAGGAAGAAGACCGCAACAAGAGGGUCAGCUCCGACAAGGCAGAGGAUGCCAUCGAGGAAGCCGGGGGGCUAACAGACGCAGCGGCCAGGGAGAAGGCUGCAGGUGACACACGGGCCGUUGCUCACUUGCAGGUCUUUUAUGGCCUUGCCAAGAGCGCCAAACCGGCUCGGCCGCGUGCGCUUGAAAUAUCCAAGCCGCAUUACGAGUAUCAGGUGCAGGACCAAAACAUCAUUGGGGCAAGCCACUUCACUUUGACGACUUCGUCCCUCGGAGAAGGUACUCCUCUUGGAAACGCAGCCGCCGGUGCCACAUCGUCUGCUGCUGGAAACCAAAGUUUCAAUGGGUCUUCACCACGUGCCGCGACUUCCGCACGUAGCCGACCAGAGUCUGUCGCCGGGAGCAUCAAAGGCACAGAAGUCUCGCAGGCAGUCUCUGCUGCUACCUCCAAUAAUGUGACAAAGGGCUUGAACAACCAGACGGCCCCUCCACUACUUGACGAAGAUUUCGUGAGAGUCCAACUGGAGUCAUUCUUGCCCCUGCUGAUGCCCUUCAAGACAAACAGCGCGGCUAACGCCGGUCUUCUGACGAUCUCGCCAUACGAGGUGAACACUCCUGAGCGCCGAGAAGCAGCGAGACGAGCCAUCAUGAUGCCGGAUGUCUUCCUUUCAAGGGACCUGGUGCCCGAGCUGGUGCCUUGCUGCCAGGUUGCGACCACGACAGAUUUGUUGAGUACGCUCUCCGCUCACACCUUGUACCUGCUCACUAUGGCCUUUGCACGGCCCGAGCCAGCAGACUCUGCGGAGGAGGCAGACUGCACGAUCAAGCUUGGCCAGUUUCAGCAAGUCUUGGAGCAGUUUCGAAAGAAGUGUACAAACGGCACGGCAGAGGAGAACUUGGGAGGAAUCAGAGUCAUCGUGGAUGUUCUGUGGAAGCUGUUCACACGCAGGAAGACGGUGGUGAGUGAGGAGGAGUACAAGGAGUUUGCACAGAACAAAGACAGCCUGCAAAAGGACCCCUACUAUUGGGUCAAGUUUGUGCAACGUAUCCUGGAGUUGUUGACGGACCUGUGCAUUGGCCCUGAUGGCAGCGCCAUCAACGAAAUCCAGGAUUUCAUUACCCGGGAGCUGAUACAGACAAGCGAGGCUCUAAGCAUCCGACGGCGACCCGCGCCCGAGUGCUGGGACAAUGUUUGGGCGAAGACGCGUAUCACUGUGGAUGAUCACUUGCAAGCCCGGGCAGAGAUCGAAAGGAAAUCCGGAUUUGUCGGUAGCGGCAAGGGCUUGCAGCAGCUGAUGAGCCAGAAGGAUGAGUUCACGUUGCUGAAGCUCGGUACCUCCAUCUUCUUCGACAACUUCGAGAGUGCUUUGGUACAGGCGCCUGAAGCCGAAGACGAGGAGGACUUGGCACAGCAGGUGCGGAACAUGAUCUGCAGCAUGAUGCAUUCAAGCCACAAAGCCGCAUGCGGUCCCCACUGCGACGCGGCCCGGAACGUCAAAGCUAUGGCAGGCUUGGAAGUGUCACAAAGCGAGGCUCUUGACACCCGGAGGGUUUUGUGGAUGCAGCAGCGGGCCCAGCCACCUCGCUAUGAGGGGCGCGGCUACUUCCGGGACUUGGAGUUUCACCAGCCGAACCAGAUGAUCCAGCCAUGCAAGGUCGCCCCCCGUAUUUCUGAGGCGCUCGUGAAUCUGCUCGCCCACCUGACAGCCGAUCGCAACAUGGACAACUCACAGCUCCUGCAGGGCGUUAUUCCUCCAAGUGUUGUGCGGGGCCAACUGAUCCAACGAGAGGUGUUGCGAAAUGCUGGCCUGGUCUUUUGCCCGUCGCACCUCGCAGAGCGACGACGUCAGCAAGGUCAGAUCCACGAGAGCCGCGAUGCAGCAGACUUGAGUGAUCUUGCAGCGUCUGCCCGGCUGUCCUCCCACACGGCAUUGCUUCUGCAUGCCUUCCUUGGUCAGCCCCCCUUCGCUGAUGAAUCUGUCCGAAGCUCCGUUAUCACACAGGUGUACUUGGAUGGGACCAGGGCAGAUGAUGAUGCAAGGGGCCUUUCGCUGCCCUUGUCAACAGUUCUCGUCUGCUCACAACUUCUCGAUCAGAUGCAAGUGGCAGACCCAGGUCACAUGUGCUCAUGGCAGUUCGCCUCGCUGGCAGAGCUGUGUCGCGACAUGGCCAGUCCGGGGCCGCCACCACGGACGGACUUUUCGGAUUGCAUGGGCCAUUUGGUGAGCGUUUGGGACUUAGUGCUCAGCAUGCUGCUUUCCAAGCUCAUAGGCUCACACAGUUUGGGCUACUUCGAGCGCUUUCGCAUGGAGGCGGAGCAGCGGCGGCAGGAAAGGCAGGAACGUAUGGACAGGGGUCUCCCGGUCAACGAUGAUGACAGGGACGAUGGUAGUGUGCAAAGCUACCAGAUACGAUGGGUGACGGAACUGUUCAGCGCCAUGCACCGAUUGCUCCAAGUGCACAAGAACCUGGCCACAGACUUGUACCUGGCGGCGCUGAAAGACCUUUGCCGCCUGCUGAACAUGUGGAAACCUUCCGCGAAUUUCUUCCUCAGUCUGCAUGUCAAAGACAUGGCUCUUGGCAUUCAGCGUCCUCCACACCUGCAGAGCAACAGCCUCGAGGCCAUGGAAGCCAACCGCGGUAAACACAUCUCUGUGGAGGCUAUUGAGGAGGCUGGCAUCCGGUUGUAG
Messenger RNA from Symbiodinium sp. CCMP2592, 11238 nucleotides. NCBI's taxonomy places the organism in Eukaryota, Dinophyceae, Suessiales, Symbiodiniaceae. The record is from the annotation of a GenBank genome assembly.